This is a messenger RNA of Phytophthora sojae, 879 nucleotides long. RefSeq lists its product as hypothetical. Lineage: Eukaryota; Oomycota; Peronosporomycetes; Peronosporales; Peronosporaceae. The record is from RefSeq and is a predicted model, not a curated record. Bases 1 to 879 code for a protein of 292 amino acids. The transcript is spliced from 5 exons.
AUGAUUACUACGAAGAAGGGCAAGCAAAAGUUAACGUGGCUUCGUCGUAAAGAGAGUUUGGCAGCCUUGCGUCAAGAAUCGGCAAAGUUGACGACGCAGCUGACCGAGUUGGAGCGACGUCGUGCCCUCGAAUCAGAGAAGUGGGAGGCGGGGCUAGAUCGGAAGCGACACCAGAAGGCGCUGGCCGAUCGGAUCUACCUCAAGCUCCAGAGCCUCUGUCAUUUGCGUGCGUCACGGUCCCUUCACAAGGAACUCUGCGUCGGCCGGAAGUUUCAGCUCAACGCUUGGGUCUUUGAUGCGCUGGAGGAGACCCUGAACUCGAAGUGUGGUGCUGUCGUUAGAGCUCUGUCCACCACUUUGCCUAUUGACGCAGACCGAGACGUCGACGCGGUGGAAGUGCUGAAUCCUUCGGACGGGCAGUUUGCAAUCAAGUUCACCCGGGAGAGUUUCAUCUCUUCCAGCGAGGAAGACUUCGGCGUCAAGAUGGACGCUGAAGUUGCCUGGCGCUCCACGGACACGGUGACGAUGAAGGUGUUGUUGCCCGUGAAACUACAGAACGGCAUACUCGUCACUGGUGGCAAUCACCUGGUGAUGAAAGCCUUAACCAUUCCUGGGGGCUUCGUUGCUCUGAUGGAGUCGACGGUGGAGUGGUCUGUGGACAUGGGGCAUUCGAAGCGGGUUCAGCCUAAUGCGGCAACCAGCACUGACCCAGGACAUAGAACCAAAGUUGCCUGGAGCUUUGAUGUCCAUCCAGGCGGAAGCUCUUGUGCAGGGGGCGGAUCCUCUCACGUCGAGGCCGACUUCUUGAUUCCAUCUAUCCAAGGAGUGAUGAACUCGAGACUUCAAAUGAUACAAAAUAUGGUGCUAGGCCUCCGGUGA